Molecule: messenger RNA, 969 nt
Organism: Ostertagia ostertagi
Lineage: Eukaryota; Metazoa; Nematoda; Chromadorea; Rhabditida; Trichostrongylidae
Source: the annotation of a GenBank genome assembly
AUGGCCGUGAUGGUGCUGCGGCUUGCGGGCCUCGUCGGCCAGCUCGUCGAGCAACGCAUCGCUUUCCGCGCGUUCGAGUCCGACGAUCCGGUCGAGCCGGUUGGGAUUGAGGUAGAGCGACUUGCGGCCGGUCUCCGGGUGCGUCCGCACCAGCGGAUGCUCGACGUCGGGAGUCUCGGCGAUCUCCUCGGGCGUGCGCACCGACGGCCGGUUACGAGCUCUCACGGUGUCGUAGCCGUGGAUCGCCUUCAGACCGUCGAUGCGCUUGCGCGUCGCCUCCGGGAGCGACUCGAAGACCGAAUGCAUGUUGCAGAACCAGGUCGAGCCGCCGCGGCUGGGGAUCUCGAUACUGUGCAGCAGCGUCGCCUUGGCCGGCACCGCGAAAUAGGAAUCGUCGGUGUGCCAGUCCUCGGCGCGGAUCGCGGUCUUGUCCGUGGUGCCGUCGGCCAUCAGCGUGCUGACCAUCACCGAGACGUCGGGCACCGCACCGCUGCGCUUGUAGCGCAGGAGCUGCUUCUGCGGCUCGCCGAACGCCCUGGAGAAUUCGCGUAUGCGGUCGCGCCACAUGAACAGCCAAGUCUCGGCGCGGAGAUACCAGGACAGGCGCAGCAGCGUCGGCCGCAGCACCUUGUAAAGCCGGGCGACCAGGGCGGUCGCGAUGACCUUGCCGAGACCGAUCGAGAGCGCCGCGAGGACGAACUUGCCGUGCAUGGCGAACCAGACCGCCGCCAGCUUCACCGGCAGGACAAGCGUCGACGGCGCGAUGAAGGCGAUGAGCGCGGCCCAGGGCGGAAGCUGCGCCAGCCAGGUCUCGAGGCGGGCGAUCCACGGCAGCCGGGCGAUGGCGGCCAUCGCGAUACCCAGAUAGUGGAGCAGCACCUCCUCGAAGAACACGAUCGCCGCGGCGAUCGGCACGAACAGGAGUUCGAGGGCGCGUUUCAGGUGGCGUUUCAUCGGCCUGCAAACUAG